AUGCCGGAGAACGGCUCCUUUGCCAACUGCUGCGAGCCCGGUGGGCGGCCCGUGCGCCCGGGCUGGUCGGGAGCUGGCAGCACACGACCCUCCGGGAUCCCCCGCCCUCCCUGGGUGGCACCCACGUUGUCCACCGUGCUCAUCGUCAUCACCACGGUGGACGUCGUAGGCAACCUUCUGGUCAUCCUCUCGGUACUCAGGAACCGCAAGCUCCGGAACGCAGGUAAUUUGUUUUUGGUGAGUCUGGCAUUGGCUGACCUGGUGGUGGCCUUGUACCCCUACCCGCUAAUCCUUGUGGCCAUCUUCCACAAUGGCUGGGCCCUGGGAGAGGUGCAUUGCAAGGCCAGUGCCUUUGUGAUGGGCCUGAGUGUCAUUGGCUCUGUCUUCAACAUCACUGCCAUUGCCAUUAACCGUUACUGCUACAUCUGCCACAGCGUGGCCUACCACCGGCUCUGUGGGCACUGGCAUGCCUCCCUCUACAUUGGCCUUAUCUGGCUGCUCACCCUGGUGGCCUUGAUGCCCAACUUCUUCGUGGGAUCCCUGGAGUAUGACCCACGUAUCUACUCCUGCACCUUCAUCCAGACGGCCAGUGCCUGGUACACAGCGGCAGUGGUAGUCAUCCACUUCCUCCUCCCCAUCACUGUGGUGACCUUCUGUUACCUGCGCAUCUGGGUGCUGGUGCUCCGGGCCCGCAGGAAAGCCAAGUCGGAGAGCAAGCUGCGCCUGAAACCCAGCGAUGUGCGGAGCUUCCUCACCAUGUUUGCUGUGUUUGUGAUCUUCGCCAUCUGCUGGGCCCCACUUAACUGCAUUGGCCUCGCUGUGGCCAUCAACCCAGAAGAAAUGGCUCCCCAGGUCCCAGAGGGGCUUUUUGUUACCAGCUACUUCUUAGCUUAUUUCAACAGCUGCCUUAAUGCCAUCAUCUAUGGGCUCCUGAACCAGAACUUCCGCCGGGAAUACAAGAGGAUCCUCUCAGCCCUCUGGAACCCACUGCGCUGCUUUUCGGAUGUUUCCAAAGGCAGCCACACCGAGGGCCCGCUGAGCCAGGCUUCCCCUGCUGUUCACGCCCCACACCCUGUCCAGGCAGAUUCCCAUAAGAAACUGAAACUCCAAGAAGUGCAAGGAUUGUCUGAGUUCACAGAGCUGCUGAGCUCAGACCUAGAUGGGGAGCCUGAUUCUGUCUGGCAGCAGCACCAUACUUCUAUGUCCCUUCAUCCCCCCAGCACUGGUGCGCAGACUCCGGAGCUGGGCUUCCGAGCCGUGGGCAUCCUUGCUUUCCCCAUCAUGCUUCCUGAGCCCAUUCCUAACAAUAUAGAACACAGGCACAAAGAUCGACUGCUUUUCUAG
Lepus europaeus (European hare) is the source of this 1344-nucleotide messenger RNA. RefSeq names its product melatonin receptor 1B (gene MTNR1B). The coding region runs from base 1 to 1344 and encodes 447 amino acids. Gene Ontology annotation, biological process: G protein-coupled receptor signaling pathway. The transcript has 5 exons. Gene Ontology annotation, cellular component: membrane. Gene Ontology annotation, molecular function: melatonin receptor activity. Lineage: Eukaryota; Metazoa; Chordata; Mammalia; Lagomorpha; Leporidae. The record is from RefSeq and is a predicted model, not a curated record.